Pygocentrus nattereri (red-bellied piranha) is the source of this 1142-nucleotide messenger RNA. It is a transcript of the gene uraha, whose product is annotated as urate (5-hydroxyiso-) hydrolase a. Gene Ontology annotation, molecular function: hydroxyisourate hydrolase activity. Gene Ontology annotation, biological process: purine nucleobase metabolic process. Bases 130 to 549 code for a protein of 139 amino acids. NCBI's taxonomy places the organism in Eukaryota, Metazoa, Chordata, Actinopteri, Characiformes, Serrasalmidae. The transcript has 5 exons. The record is from RefSeq and is a predicted model, not a curated record.
UGAAUCAACAGCAGGUGAAAAACCCUGAGGUCAGUGCCUUUUCCUGAAGCAGCUUUUUAGUGGAUUCAGACAUUCUACCUCUUCAUGGUUGUGAAACCAGCUGUGAGCUAGUAACAACAAGCACUACCGAUGAGUGUCCGGCUGCAGCACAUCAAACACCAUAUUUUUGCAGCAAACCAAUGUGCAGAAAUGACCACUCCACUACUGAGCCCCCUCACUACUCACGUGCUGAACACGGGUCGAGGUAUACCAGCAGCCAACAUGAACCUCAGCCUUUACCUCCUGGAUGCCACUUCACCGUCUUGGAACCUACUAAGAACAGGAGCUACCAAUGAUGAUGGACGCUGCCCAGGCCUCAUCACUAGAGAAGCAUUUAUUCCUGGUGUUUAUAAGAUGCGUUUUGAGACUGGACAGUACUGGGAAGCAUUAGGAGAGACCUGUUUCUACCCACAUGUUGAGAUCGUCUUCACCAUCAUUGACGCAUCUCAGAAGUUUCAUAUCCCACUUCUCCUGAGUCGGUUCUCCUACAGUACCUACAGAGGAAGUUAAAUAAUCCAAUGGCUGUUAUCAUACUAUCUGCUCACCUACAUUUGGAGUAUUAUUUUUCAUUUUCUUAAACAAAUGAUGAUCAUCACAUAUAAACAAUUUAGAACUAUGAAGAUCUAAAAUCAGCACACUUGUGCUUUGAUGUUGAUGCAAUCUCCUGUUUCUCUGACCAGAAAAAUCCAGUUUAUUAAACACCUCAGCCAUGUUAAGUACUCACAAAACGCAUCGAUAUUACAUUCUACAAUACCAGGAAUGUUUGUAUUCUCUAUUACCAAUAUGAAACAAAUUACAAAAGUGAAAAAAAAUAUUCUGAUCAGGUUUAUCAGAAAAAUGGUUUGUAUUAAAAAACAACAGCUUUUGAUAAAACAGAUCAAAAAUGGCAUUUUAUUUUAGACGUGCUUGGAACUACAAAUAUUCCGGAAGGAGUUGGAAAGUAAAACAGCAGCACUUCAUCUCUAUCGCAUCAACUGAGCUGUUUAAGACAGAAUGGAUCUGAGCUUUCUGGUGCUAAAAGAUUACAUAAAGAUUACAUUCUACUUUGUUACUGGAGAUGUAAAUGUGUAUGAACAAUUGAAUAAAGCAAAUGUGGUAGCUAA